Molecule: messenger RNA, 2481 nt
Organism: Chiroxiphia lanceolata (lance-tailed manakin)
Lineage: Eukaryota; Metazoa; Chordata; Aves; Passeriformes; Pipridae
Exons: 7
Coding region: 857-2440 (527 amino acids)
Biological process (GO): SCF-dependent proteasomal ubiquitin-dependent protein catabolic process
Cellular component (GO): SCF ubiquitin ligase complex
Source: RefSeq, a predicted model, not a curated record
UCCCGGCCAAUUCCAGGUGGGAUCAUUCCCAGGAAAGCCAAUUUAACCGCGUCCCUGCUCCGCUCCACCGCUCGGGGAAGGGGAACGGCAGAACUGCCCGCUCCCUGCGGGACUUUGCUCGGCUGCGGGAGCAGCAGCUCCCGGAUUUCCUCCCUCACAAACCCCCCGGGAUCCUGCUCCGAGCAAUUCCCAGCCCUCAACUUGUCUCCCUCAUUCCUUACGGAAUUCCUGGCCGUCCUCCUCCCUCAGAGGGCAGCCCUGAGGGAGGUGACAGCCACCGCCCGGCUCCUUUGGGAGCAGAGGGAGGAAGGACUGAAGGAAUGGCUCCAAGGUCACCUGGGCAGGUGCUCAAACACCCGGCCUGGAGCCCCUGGCAGCCCCGGGAAGGUGCCCUGGGACAGCCCCGGGAAUUCCCGAUGGACACGAGCGCACCCGGAACUUUGGGUGACAGACAUGGAAACCUGAAAAUGCUGCGUGGAACUGGGGCCUGCCAGGACCCCACGGCCCGGGAAUGGCGCGGGAAGGUCCGUCCCCACCCAACCAGUCCGGAUCCCGGAAUUCCAGGAGCCCCCGGAGCGAGGGAUGGAUGGCACCAGCAGAGCCCCCGGGACCCCUCGGAGCCCACACAGAGAGGGGAGGAGGAGGAGGAGGAAGAGGAAGGAAAAAAAGGGGAUGGGACCAGUCGGGACGGGACGGGAAGAGAACGGAUAAGACGGGAAGAGAAGGGAUAAGACGGGGAGAGGAGCCGCCGGGACACGGGCCGGUGCCACCCCCCGGGAGUCCCCGGACCCAGCUAACCCCGGGAUAACUCCUGGCCCGCUCCCGGAGCCGCCGCUGCCCGCCGGGAGCUGCGGGGAUGCCCCGUCGGCGGGCAGUGCCCACGCUGGCCUCACUGUGCCUGCAGAGCCUGGCCCAGCACAUGCAGAGCUUCUGGGCCAAGGACUACAGUGACAACUACCUGGACGAGUACGAGUUCCGCUUCCUCGUGGGCCCCUUCAACGACCUGGCCUGCGGGCUGGUGCAGGAGCUGCUGCGGCUGCUGGGGACGAGCCGGCGCCUGUCGCGCGCGGCGCUGCACCUGCUGCUGCUGCCUCACCUGCGCCAGCUCAGCCUGCGGCACUGCCCCGCCCUGGCCAACAACGCCCUGGGGCACCUCAUCGUCCUGCGCUGCCAGGGCCUGAGCUCCCUGGACCUGGGGGGCUGCGGGCGGCUCUCCCCGGCCGUGCUGGUGGACGUGGCCGAGGGGCUGCCCCGGCUGAGCCGCCUGGGGCUGGCACACACGCAGGCCAACGUGCAGGUGCUGUCGGCCGUGGGCUCCUGCUGCCGCCUCCUGCGGGAGCUCGACGUGUCCGGCUGCAGGAAGGUGACCCCGCGCGCCCUGCGGCACCUGGGCUACGACCCCGUGGCACGGACCCCCGGCUGCCCCGCGCUGCGCGUGCUGCUGGCCCGCGACCUGGAGCCCGACGGGGACGCGGUGGCCGCCGUGGCCUUCCUGCUGCUGGCCCUGCCGCACCUGGACGUGCUGGCGCACGGGGCCGUGCCGGACGCGCUGCGCCUGCUCCGCGCGGGGCAGCUGGACGGCACCGCCGACCCCGAGGGCUUCCCGGCGCUGCGGGAGCUGGCGCGGGGCCGGGGGGCGGCGCCGGGGGGGCCCCCGCUCACCCUGCCCCUGCGGCAGCUCGAGGAGCUGGAGGAGGACGCCCUGGGCACCGUCCACGCCGUGUGUCCCCGGGCCGAGGAGCUCAGCGUGUGGCUGGGGGACGGGCCCGGCCCCGCGGGGCUGCGGGAGCUGCCGGGCUGGGAGCGCCUGUCCCGGCUGACGCUGGGCUGUGCCGGGCAGCGUGGCCGGGCGCUGGCAGAGGUGCUGCCGCUGGCAGAGGCCCUGGGCGCCCGCCUGCACGCCCUGACCCUGCACGGCUUCAGCUGCCCAGACCCGCUGUCGCUGCCCGCCCUGCUCGCCAGCUGCCCCGGCCUGCAGAGCUUCAGCACCGAGCUGCACGUUCCUCUGGACCCCCACGCCCCUGCCGAGCCCCCCGCCCUGCCGCCCCGCUGGGCCACCGACCUGCUGCCCCAGGGGCUGCCCCAGCUCCAGAGCUUCUCGCUGGCCCUGGCCGGGCCCGUGCCGGCCGCCCACGUGCCGGUGCUGGGCUCCACGCUGGCCUCGGUGCUGAGCCAGGCCCCGCGGCUGCAGAGCCUGCGCCUGCUCGCCCUGCCCUUCCCGCUGGACUCGGUGCUGGAGCCGGAGCUGGGGGAGCUGCAGGAGCUCUCGCUGGCUGGGAGCCAAGUGUCCCCCCACACCGUGUGGCACCUGCUGGGCUCCGAGGGGCCCCUGCGGCGCCUGGACCUGUCCCGCUGCCCCGACAUCCACCGGCGCGACUACGACGGGUUCCUGCAGUUUGUGCGGAGGCAGCGCCUGGACCUGGACAUCACCUGGGAGUGACGGCACUGGGGGCUUUAAUAAAGGGUCACAGUCCCACCUGG